CAAACAUGGCCGCCGCCGUCAGUCGGUAACGUCUCUGCGUCAAAGUGAACGUUAGAUUAACGCAAAAAUAACCGUAAAAACACCGACACACCGAACUGCACCUGAAGUCUCACCUCGACACCGACAUGCUCCAGGUACUCGGCGGGAGGACCGUCCCCGCGGCCCGGCUCCUCGCUCCCGGGAGCGCCGUGCUGGUGGAGGCGGUCCGGGGCAGAAAGUCCCGCACCGACCCGGUGGCCAAGUCCAAAGAGAACCGCAUCAAAGUGCCGCCUCCGGUGGACCCGGUGGAGAUGGUGGUCCUGAGGGAGAGGUUCUCGGAGUACCAGCAGAUCAUCAGGGCGCUCCGGUUUGAGUUUAAGGAGGAGGUGCUGCAGAGAAAGUAUAAUGAGGAGACGGGCUCCCUGGCGGAGGAGAGGGCGAGGCAGGAGUCGGAGGAGCAUCGCGCCCUCAUGGCCUUCAACGACCAGGAGAACCUCCGCAUUCUCAAACUCAGGCUCCAGAGGAUCCAGAAGGAAAACGAGGAGGCCGAGCGCAAGAAGCUGGAAGACGACAUUCAGCGUGAACAAGAGAUGCAAGAAUUCAUUAAAGAGAAAGAGAGGGAAAUUAUGAAAUUGCAGGAGGAAGCGAAGAACUUCAUCACCUUGGAGAACUUGGAUCAGCGAAUAGAAGACGCUCUGGACAAUCCCAAAAAUUACAACUUUGCCAUCGACAAAGAAGGACGAGUGGUCAAACAGACGAUUCUGCAGUGAAACGCCACACCGACCUGUCCUACGUCUCAGAGGACAGAUGUCCACUCUGGAAGCAGAUUUCUUCAACUUCAAACACAGAAAACAUUCAGCUCGAGGAGAUCGUCGAAUCUGUGAAACUAAGAAACAGCGGAGACAUUUUCUGCAGUUAACAUGCAGAAAAUGAUCGAAGUUUCAUUUACUGCAUUUCUUCAUGAUGUUCCUGCUUUAUAUUUUUCCUUAUUUGAGUGCUGUAUGUCAACAUAACAUGUUCUUUGAUUAUUAAUGUCUUCUCAUGACUGUCAAGUAAAUUAAUGUUCAUUGGAGUUUUCA
This is a messenger RNA of Plectropomus leopardus (leopard coralgrouper), 1058 nucleotides long. RefSeq names its product mitochondrial ribosomal protein S26 (gene mrps26). The record is from RefSeq and is a predicted model, not a curated record. Lineage: Eukaryota; Metazoa; Chordata; Actinopteri; Perciformes; Serranidae. Gene Ontology annotation, cellular component: mitochondrial small ribosomal subunit.